ACGUGACACGCGGGAGGCCAGAACGAAACAAUAACAAAUGCUUCCGUCGCGCUGUGAUGACGUCAUAGCCUUGGAGGUAUGGAGGCGGCAACAUGAAUAAAGGCUGGUUAGAGCUGGAAAGCGAUCCAGGACUUUUUACACUGCUGGUUGAAGAUUUUGGUGUGAAAGGGGUGCAGGUUGAAGAGAUCUAUGAUCUUCAGAGCAAGUGCCCAGGGCCAGUGUAUGGCUUUAUCUUUCUAUUUAAAUGGAUCGAAGAGAGAAGGUCACGCCGGAAAGUUUCCACUCUACUGGACGACACGUCCGUCAUGGAAGAUGAAGUUGUCAACAACAUGUUCUUUGCCCAUCAGCUGAUCCCUAAUUCAUGUGCUACUCACGCCCUACUGAGUGUGUUACUGAACUGUAGUGGGGUUCAUCUGGGGCCCACACUGAGCCGGAUCAAGGAAUUCACCAAAGGAUUCAGCCCAGAGAGUAAAGGUUAUGCAAUUGGGAAUGCUCCAGAACUGGCAAAAGCUCACAACAGCCAUGCCAGACCAGAGCCCCGCCACCUGCCUGAGAAGCAGAAUGGGAUCAGUGCUGUUCGGACCAUGGAAGCGUUUCACUUUGUCAGUUAUGUUCCUAUUAAAGGACGACUUUUUGAGCUUGAUGGGCUAAAAGUCUACCCUAUUGACCAUGGUCCCUGGGCAGAGGAUGAAGAAUGGACAGACAAGGCACGCAGAGUCAUCAUGGAGAGGAUCGGGCUAGCUACAGCAGGGGAGCCAUAUCAUGACAUUCGGUUUAACCUGAUGGCGGUGGUACCAGAUCGAAGGCUAAAAUAUGAGAGCAAACUUAACAUUUUAAAGAUGAACAGACAGACUGUGCUGGAAGCAUUGCAACAGUUGAUAAGAGUAACUCAGCCAGAACUGAUUCAGGCCCAGAAGCCUACUGACAGUCUGAACACAGAAGAAACCAAGAGUCCUGCUUUAAAGGGUCCAGUAUCCCAGGAGAGCCACCGGGCGCACCCUGCAUCACACAGGAGUGCCACAGGUACAGAACCAGCAGGGGCCCUCCUCCGAGGUCCUGUUAUGUCUGCUUAUAGUAAAUCCAACCCCCUACCCCAGAACGGAGGUAAUGUACCUGUUCCAGCUUCACGACUGCCAGCCUUCCUUGAUAACCAUAACUAUGCCAAGUCACCUAUGCAGGAAGAGGAAGACUUGGCUGCAGGGGUGGGUAGGUCACGGGGUGUCCCUCCACCGGCUCCUGAUACAGAUGAAGAGGAAGAAGAGGAAACUAAGAAUGUUAGAAGAACCCUUACACCGCCAGGAUUCAAGAGAAGAAGUUCAGAGUCUUUGCCUCCACCCCCAGGGCCUGAACCUGGUGUUUUGGCAGAGAAACUAAAAGAGACACAGAGGGAAUUGUGCUCCCCCCUUUCCAUAAAAACAGGAGCCCCUACUGCUCCCCACUCUCAGCCUUCCCCUACUCCAAGCAAUGAGAGCACAGACACUGCCUCAGAAAUUGGCAGUGCUUUUAACUCUCCGCUUCGUUCUCCUCUAAGAUCUGCCAACCCAACCCGUCCCUCCAGUCCUGUCACCUCUCAUCUGUCCAAAGUUCUCUUUGGUGAGGAAGAACCACUAUCGCGCCUCGAUUGUGUGCGAUAUAACAGAGCAGUGAGGGAACUGGGACCACAUAUCAGCACUGGGAUUCUGCAUUUGAGCAAGGAUGGAUACCUGUGCCCUCUUAGCAGGCUAGGUGGAAAGGGACCUACUGAUGAUACUUUCACUUCCGCCAAUUCAGACACGGGUAAAGUAUCCCCCAAGAACCACAAAGUAGAGGAGCCAAGAGAGAGUUCCGAGCCAGACUCAGAGCGUGGCAGAGUCACAGAAGCUCCACAAGGGGAAAAAUUUUCUCCAAAGGAGCUGCUAGCUUUGCUGAAGUGUGUUGAAGCUGAAAUCUCUGCAUCUGAAGCCUGUCUGCGGGAGGAACUUGAAAAACGCAAAAAAUUCAAGAUUGAUGACCAAAGACGGACUCAUAACUAUGAUGAAUUUAUCUGUGCAUUCAUCUCAAUGUUGGCUCAGGAAGGAAUGCUGGCAAGCUUGGUGGAGCAGAACAUCUCUGUUCGUAGACGUCAGGGGGUCAGCAUUGGCCGAUUGCACAAACAGAGGAAGCCAGACAGGCGCAAACGAUCCCGUCCUUACAAGGCCAAGAGACAAUAAACAACCCAAAGCUAUGGGUUAUGUGUCAUCAUCAAUAGGUUUGUGUAGAAAGAGCUGAUAGCUGUGCUGUUGAUAUUGCCAUUCCCAAGUUCUAAAAUCAUUGGCUUUUAAAAUUGUUGAAUAGUGAGUUGCUCUGUCACACCCAGUGUUUGGGUUUAUAUGUUUAGUGAUCUGACAUUUCUCAUAUGUAUACAAUGCCCUGUGUAUAUGAUGUACAUAGCCAGUUUUUUAUACCCCCUUAUAAAUACUUUGUUAUAUAAUUUCUGUAUAACAUUCAGUGGCUUUAGUUCAUGUCGCACAACACGUUUGUCUUUUAUUCAGUAUUACACAUAGGCCAGAAGUAUCGUCUCAUAUGAAGAUGAUGAUAUUUGUUUUCUGUAUUGGCUGUAGCCUUGAAGUGAAUCAUGUUAAAAAUAGGUUGCAACCCACUUUCAAUUAUUGUCUGAAUGUCACUAAAGGUUCAUAAAUGCUGUUACCCCAACAGCUCUUUCAUCAUGAAAUAAACAAUGAAGUAAUAA
This is a messenger RNA of Xenopus laevis (African clawed frog), 2707 nucleotides long. RefSeq names its product BRCA1 associated protein 1 S homeolog (gene bap1.S). Bases 93 to 2189 code for a protein of 698 amino acids. Gene Ontology annotation, cellular component: nucleus; cytoplasm. Lineage: Eukaryota; Metazoa; Chordata; Amphibia; Anura; Pipidae. The transcript is spliced from 17 exons. The record is from RefSeq and is a predicted model, not a curated record. Gene Ontology annotation, molecular function: cysteine-type deubiquitinase activity. Gene Ontology annotation, biological process: ubiquitin-dependent protein catabolic process; protein deubiquitination.